UGAACAAAUAGUAUUUCCUCAUUUAGUUUUAAUGAACUGUCGAUGUCUUGUGACGUACAUCCGCUGAUGUCAUGGCGACGGCUUGAAACAGUGGAGUUUUCUGCCUGUGAGAGAGAACACUAAUUUGUUUGCAGCUGUAAAUCGCAGCAUUACUUUUCUAAAAUGGCUAAGAAAAAGAAGAAGUCUGGCAAAAGGAAGUUGGAUAACAUGACAGAAGAGGAGAGAAUUCUUUAUGAGGAGCAGAAGCGUCUGGCAGAAGAAGAAAUGCGGAAGAAGAAGGAGGACAUGCUUUCCCAAUUUCUUAAGGAUAAACUUGCCAAAGAAGAGAAAGCUUCACGGUUCAAUCUAAACAAACUGAACCACCAGUGGCGAAACAUAAUGCGAGAAUCCAAGUCAAAGGAACUGAAAAAAGAGAUUGAAAUCCUUAGUCAGACUUUCGAGCGUGUCAUCGACAGAAAGGACGCUGUCAUUAAGUCACUUUCCAAAGAUCUGGAUGAGGCCGAGGAGCAGUAUUGUAUGGCCUUACGCAGCCAUAUGAAGAACAUUGACUAUCUCAUAGGUCUCCAAAAACAACGACUGCAGGCAUUGGAAGAAGAGUACGAUGAUGAACUUGAAAUAAUCCGUGAAGAGUUUGACUCAGAACGUGCCAUGCUGAUUGAGAUGCAUAACAAAGAAAUGAACGAUAUUGCUGAUAUUUUAUUUGCCAUGGAACAAAAUUUCAAUGACCGAGAAAAUGAUGCAAAGGCAGAGUUUCAGAGUAUGCGGGAUGAAAUCAAAAACAAGAAUUUGGAAGAGAAACAUGCUCUGCGAGUCCUGCUGGAAACUAAAGUGGAUGACCUUUGGCAGCAGUUCAGACAAGCUUUGCAAAAUUACAAUGACACCACUGAAGAACGUAAGACAGCUUUUGAAGUCUAUAAAGCCAAGGACGAGAAAAGUGCAAAGGAGAUAGACAUACAGAUGAGAAAACUCCAGAGAAUAUCAGAGCAGAUAGCCCAACUGAAGGCUAAAAUAAGCGCCAAUGCUCGAGAGUGUGACGAGAGGAACAGACAGCUCAAAGAGGAGAAAGAGAGGAUGCAAAAACACUUUCAGGAGUUAAAAAAGCAAAUGAACAAAAUUCGAGAUUGUGAGCGUGAGAAAUUGACCAAACUCACCCUGGAAAGUUGUGCCGCCAUUAAGGAACUAAAACGACAGAAGGAGAAGGGUGCACAAAUACUGAGAAUGGCUGAGGUCUGCCGAAAGCUGGAGACGGAGGAGGAGAAGGUUCUGCCCUUUUAUGCGUCCUCCCUGACCCAGGAGGAGCAAGAAGAUAUCAAGGCAGCGGUGCUGGAAGCGCCGUCUCAAGCUCUGGCCGCAACAAUGCACGAGUACCGGGCAGUGGAGAACUUCUGGAAGCGCUACAACAAAGUGCUGCUGGAGAGGCUGGCGCUUGAGAAGGAGAAGCAGGCGCUGAUGACUGAGAACGGCCAGCUACGUCUGCUGCUCAAGCAGUAUCUGGACGGCAUCUCUGUCAACGACGAAAUCCUCUCACACUACAACCCUCUCUUCAUCAUCAACGCCAAGAGCAAUUUCCAAUUUUCAGUGCCAUUAUCAGACCCGAGAAUUCAGCGGCCCGGGGCACCCGUAGUUUUGGAAGCUGCACACAUUGUCAAGCAUAUUCUACCAUCAUGAAAGAACUACCCAACCUACAGAUGAUGUUUCUGGUAUAGAAAACAUGAGCCAACAACGAUCUCGUUGGAAGAAAAUGCGGCCAAGAGAACAUUUUAUAAGAUGAAACUGUUAUAUAUAUAUAUCAUUUACUCUUUUGGUUUAGCUCAGAAACUGAUGAUGCUAAGUGAAAAUGAAGAAAGAAAUUGUCCUCAAUAAAUGUAUAGCUAAUGAAA
This is a messenger RNA of Pomacea canaliculata, 1880 nucleotides long. Its product is annotated as dynein regulatory complex subunit 2-like. NCBI's taxonomy places the organism in Eukaryota, Metazoa, Mollusca, Gastropoda, Architaenioglossa, Ampullariidae. The transcript has 10 exons. Gene Ontology annotation, cellular component: axonemal dynein complex; axoneme. Bases 163 to 1668 code for a protein of 501 amino acids. Gene Ontology annotation, biological process: cilium-dependent cell motility; regulation of cilium movement; axonemal dynein complex assembly. The record is from RefSeq and is a predicted model, not a curated record.